Camelina sativa (false flax) is the source of this 1138-nucleotide messenger RNA. NCBI's taxonomy places the organism in Eukaryota, Viridiplantae, Streptophyta, Magnoliopsida, Brassicales, Brassicaceae. The record is from RefSeq and is a predicted model, not a curated record.
UUUUGCUUUCCUCUUCAUAUCUCAAAUUUUUCUUCCUUCUUCUUCUUCUGUAAAUCUUCUCUCUCUUUUUUUUGCCCUAUCUUUCUAGGGUUCUUCUUUGCUCUUUCAUGAAUCUUAGUCUUCCUUCUCUAUUAAUCUUCGUCUUCGUUCUUCUUCAAACUUUGUUCAAAUCAUGUCUGGAAUCUUCGGAUUUAGUGGUGAUGAAGAUUUUUUCCUUGGGGGAUCGAUGCAUAAUCUAUCACCAGGGAGCUGUCCCGGUGUCUAUUUCCCAGCGCGUAAGAGGUUACGUAUUGCCGCGACGUCAGUGUUCAGCGGGUUUGAGCAGAAGCAAACUUCGAUCGAUGUGUUGCCAGAUGAGUGUUUAUUUGAGAUCCUUAGACGUUUGCCUUCAGGGAAAGAGAGGAGUGCUUGCGCUUGUGUCUCCAAGCAUUGGCUUCAUCUCUUGACUAGUAUCACUAGGAAUGAAGUGGUUGAGUCUGUUCAGGAUCUUGAGGGUGAAGGGUUUUUGUCAAGAAGUUUGGAUGGUAAGAAGGCUACGGAUUUGAGGCUGGCUGCUGUUUCAGUUGGGACGUCGUCUCGUGGUGGGUUAGGGAAGCUUCAUAUCCGUGGGAGUGGGUUUGAAAGCAAUGUGACUGACGCUGGUCUUGGUGCUAUUGCUCAUGGUUGUCCAUCUCUUAGGGUUCUUUCUCUUUGGAACUUGCCUGCAGUUAGUGAUGUGGGUGUGUCUGAGAUCGCUAGGUCAUGCCCCAUGAUUGAAAAACUUGAUCUUUCACGAUGUCCAGGGAUUACUGACAGUGGUUUGGUUGCAAUCGCUGAGAACUGUGUGAAUCUGAGUGAUCUGACUAUUGACUCGUGUUCUGGUGUUGGCAAUGAGGGUUUAAGGGCUAUUGCACGACGCUGUACCAAUCUGAGAUCUAUCUCUAUCAGGAGCUGCCCACGCAUUGGAGAUCAAGGUGUUGCCUUCCUCUUGGCUCAAGCUGGUUCUUACUUGACGAAAGUGAAACUUCAGAUGCUGAAUGUAACUGGGAUGUCUCUUGCUGUUCUUGGUCACUACGGAGCAGCAGUUACUGAUCUUGUGCUUCAAGGCCUUCAAGGUGUGAACGAGAAAGGUUUCUGGGUGAUGGGAAAUGCAAAAGGG